Molecule: messenger RNA, 3093 nt
Organism: Chlamydomonas reinhardtii
Lineage: Eukaryota; Viridiplantae; Chlorophyta; Chlorophyceae; Chlamydomonadales; Chlamydomonadaceae
Exons: 17
Coding region: 90-2150 (686 amino acids)
Biological process (GO): L-leucine biosynthetic process
Molecular function (GO): 2-isopropylmalate synthase activity
Source: RefSeq, a predicted model, not a curated record
CUGGCGGGCUGGGGCGUCUGGCCACCCCACCCCAACCACGCCAACGACCGCUCCUCCCGGUGUGCGCCGCGCAGGUGCGCACCAUCGCCAUGGAGGUGGGCAACGACGUGCAGCCGGACGGCUACGUGCCCGUCAUCUGCGGCCUGUCCCGGACCAAGCUCCAGGACCUGGAGCGCGCCUGGGACGCAGUGCGCCACGCCAAGCGGCCCCGUGUGCACACCUUCAUCGCCACCAGCGAGAUCCACAUGAAGUACAAGCUGCGCAUGACGGAGGACGAGGUGGUGGAGAACGCGGUGGCGGCGGUGAAGCACCUGCGCUCGCUGGGCUGCAACGACAUUGAGUUCAGCCCCGAGGACGCCGGCCGCUCAGACCCCAAGUUCCUGUACCGCAUCCUGGGCGAGGUGAUCAAGGCCGGCGCCACCACCCUCAACAUCCCCGACACCACCGGCUGGUGCCUGCCGCACGAGUUCGGCGAGCUGAUCGCCGCCAUCAAGAAGAACACGCCCGGCGCCGACAACGUCAUCAUCUCAACACACUGCCAGAACGACCUGGGCCUGUCCACCGCCAACUCGCUGGCGGGCGCGCAGGCGGGCGCGCGGCAGAUCGAGUGCACCAUCAACGGCAUCGGCGAGCGCGCCGGCAACGCCUCGCUGGAGGAGGUGGUCAUGGCCAUCAAGCUGCGCGGCAACGACGUGAUGAAGGGCCUGCACACGGGCAUCCGGCCUGUGCACAUCUACCCCACCAGCAAGAUGGUGUCGGACUACAGCGGUAUGGUGGUGCAGCCGCACAAGGCCAUCGUGGGAGCCAACGCCUUCGCGCACGAGUCAGGCAUCCACCAGGACGGCAUGCUCAAGAACCGCGAGACGUAUGAGAUCAUGUCGCCCGAGUCCAUUGGCCUGCCGCGCCAGGAGCAGGACCGCGGCAUUGUGCUGGGCAAGCACUCUGGCCGCAACGCGCUCAACAGCCGCCUGCGCACCCUGGGCUACGAGCUGAGCCAGUCGGAGCUGGACGACGUGUUCAACCCGGGGUUGACAGGGAGCGGGCAGGGAUUGGGCUUCAAGGCCCUGGCUGACAAGAAAAAAGGCAUCACCGACGAGGACAUCCUGGCGCUCAUGAACGACGAGCUGCACCAGCCCAAGGUCAUCUGGGAGCUGCUGGACCUGCAGCCUGACAAGGAACGUCAGGCAAGAGUUGAUAUAAUGGCCACUGUCGGCGGGAUGAAUGCGCGUGCGCUCGCCUCCGCGCGGGCGCCGCUUUGCCGCCGCGCAUUGCUGCUGCCUGCCGGUCGCACGCGCGUUGUGAUGCGCGUUGGCGAGAUUCGCCGCCCGGAGUACAUCCCGAACCGCAUUGAUGACCCCAACUACGUGCGCAUCUUCGACACCACCCUGCGCGACGGCGAGCAGUCCCCGGGCGCCACGCUGACCAGCAAGGAGAAGCUGGACAUUGCGCGGCAGCUGGCCAAGCUGGGCGUGGACAUCAUCGAGGCGGGCUUCCCCGUGGCCUCGCCCGACGACUUCGAGGCGGUGAGCAGGCGGCGCUUCAAGGCCCUGGCUGACAAGAAGAAGGGCAUCACCGACGAGGACAUCCUGGCGCUCAUGAGCGACGAGCUGCACCAGCCCAAGGUCAUCUGGGAGCUGCUGGACCUGCAGGUGGUGUGCGGCACCAUGGGCAUGCCCACCGCCACGGUACAGAUGAAGGGGCCGGACGGCAUCGCGCGCAUCGGCGUGGGCGUAGGCACCGGCCCUGUGGACGCCGCCUACAAGGCCGUGGACAGCCUGGUGCGGGUGGAGGCGGAGCUGUCGGACUACAGCGUCAGCAGCGUCACGCAGGGCAUCGAGGCCCUGGCUCACACGCGCGUCAUGAUCCGCCCCUCGGGCAAGAUGAGCGACGCCGGCUACAGCGAGCACGCGGCGCUGGGCACCGUGCAGCGCCAGUUCUCGGGCUCGGGCGCCAACGAGGACAUUGUGGUGGCCUCGGCGCGCGCCUACGUGAGCGCGCUCAACAAGAUGAUUGGCUGGAUGAGUGUGGCUCAGAAGGUGGCGCCGCGCGCCGCCCGCGCCACCGCCUCGGGCGGCGCGGCCCUGGCGUCCGUGGAGAACGGCAGCUCGGCGCCGUCGGCCGGCAAGGACCUGGCCACCUCGUCCAUGUGAGCGAGUGAGGCGGCGUGUGGGGCGGCAGGCGUGUGGGGCGGCGGCGUGAGUGGGCCAGCAGCGGCAGGUGGGGUUGAGAGGGGGAGGCAGCGGUAGCCGGAGGAGGAGGAGGAAGCGGAGGAGGAGGAGCGCUAGGGCGCGGCUGCAGCUGCCUGCGGCAGCCCUGUCGGCUGCCGACGGGCGGCCGGUAGCAGUGAUGAGGUGGAGAAGGCGGAGCAGUGGAAUGGAGUGGAGGAGCAGGUAGGAUGGGCGUGAGCAAAACAGUAUACGGGCGUGGUUGUUUGCGUGAAUGCGUGACGCACGAAAGCACAUCUAGAUGCUAGUGACAGCCGGGUGCCUGGCAGCACUGAGGAAUGUGUGCCAGCACAGCGACAGGCGUGGAGUGCUGCAAGCUCCUCCGCGUGUCGGUUUGUUACGUAUGUUGCUGGGGCCAUGUCCGCGCGUGUCCGGGAGAAAGGCAUGUGCGCGUGUGCGACGGCUGCAGCGCUCAUCAACUUGACGGCAAGAUCGGCCGCUGGUGGCCGGGAAGGACGAGCGGCGGUGGCUGGAUGAUAUGAUGUGCACAGGCGUUGAUGCGAGCCUGGAAGGCGAGGAAGGAGUGGGAAGGCGGAGGUGCCGAGCUGGGCACGUCGUGGAAUCGGGCGGUUGGGGAUCUACCGCCCCGUGGCAAAGGGAUGGCUGGGGGGUUUCCUGUAACAGAGCUUCGCGUUUCAUUGCCCUUGCCCAAUGCACUGUUACUGAUAGGCCGUGCUGAUAGGCCGACCUGUUGCCUUUGCCACGCUCCCGCACGAAGCAACAUUGCGUUGGGGGUUACGCCUAGUGCGGGCGCUAUCCAGAACGGUGUGAGAGGGCUAGUGCUGAACAAACCUAGGCUGCACGACAUGACUGAGACUGAGAACACGCCUGAAAUGGCUAGUGACUCUCCUCUGCCCAUUAACACCCG